Condylura cristata (star-nosed mole) is the source of this 1713-nucleotide messenger RNA. RefSeq names its product chromosome unknown open reading frame, human C20orf85 (gene CIMIP1). The record is from RefSeq and is a predicted model, not a curated record. Bases 1 to 1713 code for a protein of 570 amino acids. The transcript has 10 exons. Lineage: Eukaryota; Metazoa; Chordata; Mammalia; Eulipotyphla; Talpidae.
AUGGCGGGUCUGAUACGGGGCAGCAUGUCAGCUGAGCCUGAAAGAGGCACCCUGCUCCUGCCGGGCGAAGUGGUGGCCGCCGCAGGGGCCCUCCCAGCCCCCACCCCCAGCCCUACUGCCCCCCGGCUGCUUCAGGAGCUGCCCUCUGAUUUGCGGAGCGCGGCCGCCACCGUGGGGGCCCCGGCGCUGGUCGGCCGGGGGCAGUCCCGGAGCCAGAGGCGGCCCAGGGCCCCGGCAGGGAGCCCCGACGCUCUGCUCCUGCGGCCCUCGCCUCCGUGGCUCAUCCGGAAUAACAAAGCCCUCGGGCUGUGCGAGAACGGGGCGGAGAAGCCUGAUGACCAGCUGGCAGCAGCCCAACCUGCUCCCACCCAGCAGCCCCCCCCACUGCCUGCAGCCAGGACCCUUCAGCCGGGAGGGGCCAGUCCCGGGGGCAUCCCAGGCUCCCGGGAGGCUCAGCCGCCCCUCGACGGCGGCCCUGGACGCCGGCAGACGCUGUCCAUAGCCCCCGCCCGGCAGCUGAGCCUGGUCAUUGACGAGCAGCCCUUUGUGGACGCCCCGAAUGCUGGCUUCCCGGGGCCCAGGCUCACGGAGGAGACGUGCUCCCAGCCGCCCCUUCCCGGCCGGUCCCAGGGAUCCUUCCGAGGGAGUCUGGGCGCCCGCUGUGGCCUGCCUGCCCGCCCGGUGCUGGGAACGUCUCCCCCGCCCGCCUCACUGCUCGGGUCACUCUUCACGUCGACCCACCCUUUCCUGAAAAGCUCCUUUACUUUGAACGAAAACCCGACGUCCACCGAAGGUGCCCUAGCGGCCAGUCUCCGCUCUCGACAGCACCCCACCGUGCUCUCUGCCGCCUCCAGUCGCCUCACCUGCCUCAGGAGCGCGGCCGACGCCGGCCACGGUCUUCCGGCCGCCGCUGUGCCCAGCCGGAGGAAGGCCAGCUGGGGGAGCGGGCGCCGGCCCCCAUCCUCUGGACCUUCCACGGCGGGCAGCAGCGGCUCCAUGGAGACGCCCCCACCCCCCAAGCGCUGCCCCCGGCCUGUCCCCCCGCGCCCCCUGGCACACGCUGACGCCGACCGCGUGCCGGGAUGCUGGGCCCUGACCCUACAGAGGGAAGCGAACACGGCCUCCGAGCCUCGGGCCCUGACCGUGGGGACGCUGGCGGGCGCAGACAGGGCACGGCUCCCGCUUGGGGCCACCGUGCUGUACCCCCUGCGAGCCUCAGCACAGCCGCAUGCGCUCUUCACCGCAACGCCUAACGAAAUCUCUCACCACCCUAAAAUCUCCCCGCGCGUCGCCCCUGCACUCCCGCCCCAGCCCCCCUCCAAGCGCCGGCGGCCACUGGCCUUCGCCAUCUUCGUGGGGCUCAGACAGAAAUACCGCCUGAAGGCUGAAAAUGAAGCUCGGCAAAACUGGGCCCAGAACUGGGGAUUCCUGACAACCCCUCUGGAGGAGUUGGUCAAGAGCCAGGAGGAGCCCUCGGCCGCAAAGCCCAGGAUCCAGCUUCCUCAGCGGUUCCACAUCCGGCCAGUGACCCCGGUGGAGAAAUACAUCAAGGUCCUUCCGUCCCCCCCCAUCCCGAAGACCACCCAGGGCUUCAUCGGCUGGAGAUCCGGGGUGCCGGGCCUCAACCAGAGCCUGGAGCGCAGAGACGAGGUCAGGAGCUGCAAAGGGGCCUACGCCCGUGAGCUGAACUGGCCGAAGCAAGGCAUCUACUGA